AUGCGUAAAGUUCGUCAUGAUUCUGGAUCAGGCGAAGAAUACUCAGUAGAGAAGACAUUCCACAAAGGACCCUGGACAUCAGCGGAAGAUCAGCUUCUGAUUGCUUACGUUGACAAACACGGCGAUGGAAACUGGAACGCUGUUCAAAAACACUCUGGCCUCUCUCGCUGUGGCAAAAGCUGCCGUCUUCGCUGGGUGAAUCACCUGAGACCUGACUUGAAAAAGGGAGCUUUCACCGACAAGGAAGAGCAGCGAGUCAUUAAGCUCCAUGCUUCAAUGGGGAACAAAUGGGCAAGAAUGGCUUCUGAACUACCUGGACGAACGGAUAACGAGAUCAAGAACUUCUGGAACACGAGGCUUAAGAGACUGCAGAGACUCGGCUUACCUAUUUACCCUGAUGAAGUCCGUGAGCAAGCGAUGAAUGCAGCUGCUCAGUCUGGUCACAACGCUGAUUCAAUGGACGGUCAUCACAGUCAAGAGUCAUUGGAGCCGGACACUCUCGAGAUCCCUGAGGUUGAUUUCAAGUACUUGCAGCUCAACCAAUGCUCCUCCUACUACCAGUCAAUGCUCCGCAGCGUCCCCACCGGUAACCUUAUGAGACAGAGACAGUGUUUCUAUCAGCCUAACAUGUACAACAUGAUAGGACCUCCUCCUUACUUGCCUAACCGGAAACGCUUUAGGGAACCGGAAAUCAUGGACGGUUAUGUCACAAACGAGCAAAGUAGUCAGCUUUGGAGCUAUCCUUUUGUUGAUAGCUCUCAAGAACAACAGUUGCCUGAUAGCCAUUUGUUUGGCAAUGCUACGUAUUCUUCUCCUUCUGGGCCUCUCUAUCACGAGACGGCUGAGAAGUUGGAGCUCCCUUCAUUCCAAUGUUUUGAACCUCAAGAAGAGCCUGGCGAUUGGGGAGGAGGAGGAACUCAAGAAUCCAACCCAAUGCCGGCGCUUGAGUCAGACAAUACUCUUGUCCAGUCUCCUCUGAGUCCAUCAUCGUUCUGCGACGGGUUGUUGGAAUCCGUUGUCUAUGGAUCUUCAGGGGAGAAACGGACGUCGAACACUGAUUCAGACUCACCGCUGCUUCAGUCCUCUCUGCUUGACCACCAUACCGAGCUUACACCAGCCACUGCAAACACAACAGGACACAACUCCAAUUUUGAAACAGAUUUGAGUCAUUUUGUUCCGAAUGAGAGACGCACAUCCUUUGAGGGUGGAGAUUGGAUAAGACAACUUCUUGGUGAGGAUAGGGACUAUUACUCCAAGUAG
Molecule: messenger RNA, 1260 nt
Organism: Microthlaspi erraticum
Lineage: Eukaryota; Viridiplantae; Streptophyta; Magnoliopsida; Brassicales; Brassicaceae
Source: the annotation of a GenBank genome assembly